AUGAGCAAAGCAAACAGGAAACAAUCAUUUUUCCAUUUUUCUUUCGCUUCUCGUAUUGACCCUUUCACGAUUUCUUCACAAAGUACAACAAGCAACAAAAAAGUGGCCUCUGCAUCAGUCAACGCGAAACUCUCCUUACAGCCGGAAGUUGUGCAAUGGCAGGCAUUCGAUUGUGAUUGUGCCGAGAAGUUGAGCCAGAGUUCGACAAGCGAGCCCAAAUCGAUUGAUGCAAAACUCUACCCAAACUUCGAAUGUCUUGUCCACUUCUUUGCCGGCAAUCUUGGAGGUAUAGUU
Molecule: messenger RNA, 294 nt
Organism: Mesorhabditis belari
Lineage: Eukaryota; Metazoa; Nematoda; Chromadorea; Rhabditida; Rhabditidae
Source: the annotation of a GenBank genome assembly